AUGCAAGAAAGUAAUAUUAAUAGAGAGGAAGCAAGCAACACUAAUUAUCCUUCAGAAUGUGAAGUUUUGAUAGUCGGAGCAGGCGUUUCUGGUGCCAGUACUCUUUACUAGCUCCACAAGGCUGGUGUUAAGGGUAUGGUAAUUCUUGAUGCAGGUUAAUGUGGAUAAGGAAGUAGUUAAGGCAAAGUAUCUGAAGACCAUGCAUUUAUAAGAGAAGAUGAUAUCUACUAAGGCAGAGAAUUCUAACAUGCCAGAAAAAGUGGAACAGCUGUACUAGAUAAACCAGCUUCUAGAAUUAAAAUGAUGGUAAAUAUCUAUCCAUGCACUUCUGAGUACUUUAUGUCUCAUCAUGGUGAACAAGGAGCACGCCGUUAUUUAAAGCUGUGCUACGAAGGUUUGCAAAUCUAAAAAUAACUUGCAAGACUUGUAUUUAAAAGUGAGGAAUUAGAAGAAAAUCUACUUGAAAAGGGGUCUCUUCAAGUAGGUGUAGAAAAAGAUGAAGAGGAUAUCAAAGAAGAGUUUGAAACAUUAAAGAAACUUGGAUUCGUUGAUAUUUAAUUGUGGGGAAGAGAUUAAGUUGAAAAGUAAUUAGGUAAGGAGAGUAAAUUUACUAUUGGGCUGUAUUAUCCUCAUGACGCAAUAAUUAACUCCUAAUAAUAUUCAGCUAAUUUAGUCAAUUACGUUUUAGAAUAAGACAAGACAACUAAGUUAUUUGAAAACUGCUCAUAAGUAACUAACGUACAAACUAUUAACUCUGAAUACGCCUUGACAACUCUAUAAAAUGGUUGCACAAUAAAAAGCAAAUAUGUAGUCCUUUGCACAGGAGGCUUAUUUACUAAUUCAACCACAUUAUGUGGUAUUUUUACUCCUUGUUUUUCUUAUCUCGUUUCGAUGAAAGAACCUGAAAAUAUAAAUCCCCAACAUCAUCGCUUAGAACAUCCUAAUUCUAUGAACUAUUUUACUUGGGGAUUCACUCAUGACUGGUGCUUGACCUAAGGACAUAUCAGAUUGAGUGGACAAGAUCAUUUUUCCGCUUUUAAGCCUCCAAGAGAAGAUGAAAGAUGCGGAAUUUUAGCUAAAUGGAUUAUUCAAAAAUUCCCUUAUAUGAAAAAUUCAGAGAUGAAAUAUGAAACAAAGUAUGGUGUCUACUCAGAAACACCUGAUAAAGCUCCAUUAGUUGGUACUGUUUCACCUUCCAGUAAAAUUUGUUAUGUUGUUGGAUGCAAUGCUUAAGGCUAAUCCUCUCUAACUUAUUGCGCAACCUUAGUACCAGGUUUAUUAGGUUAUAAAAAGUUAGAUUCAGACCAAAAAGAUAUCAUGAAGUUAGUCACAAUCAGAAGAUUUGCUUUAUUAAAUGAUGUAUUGAAAAACCAAAAAAAUGAAGAAAAAAUCCACAAAUCUUGA
This is a messenger RNA of Tetrahymena thermophila SB210, 1404 nucleotides long. Its product is annotated as FAD-dependent oxidoreductase. Gene Ontology annotation, molecular function: oxidoreductase activity. The record is from RefSeq and is a predicted model, not a curated record. The transcript has a single exon. Lineage: Eukaryota; Ciliophora; Oligohymenophorea; Hymenostomatida; Tetrahymenidae. Gene Ontology annotation, cellular component: cytoplasm.